Messenger RNA from Alternaria metachromatica, 741 nucleotides. RefSeq lists its product as uncharacterized. The record is from RefSeq and is a predicted model, not a curated record. Lineage: Eukaryota; Fungi; Ascomycota; Dothideomycetes; Pleosporales; Pleosporaceae. The transcript has a single exon. The coding region runs from base 1 to 741 and encodes 246 amino acids.
AUGGAAAGUUCGUCAAUCCCAAGCCAGUCUUCGGCACCACAAUCCUUCGUAUCCACGAAUCCCAAUCUCAUCGACAUUAGUAGCAAAGCACGCCAACAUGAUGAGUCCAACGCUUUCUCUACCGACGACCGAAGCGAUCAUGACUCACGAGGCUCCGAAAGCCCGACACCAGAACGCGAAACGUCCGGCACAUACAUCCCCUCACAACUACACAUGGCCAUAUUCGUCGCAGGGGUAGUCUUCCUCAUACUCGCAGUCUACCAGGGCAUCUUGUACAUUCCCGGUGCUCAGCCUAGCACCGCUGCGCUUGCUUCAGGCAUGAUAUGGACGGCCAUAACGCUGCUGCAACCCUACUUCCUCGGCGACUUCAUCUACUACAUAAGCUACGCCAUGGGGUCCAUAGCUUGGGUCAUCGAAUCUGGAAUCCACGAUGGCUACGGCUACGGUCAAGCAAUCGGAGAAAGUGAAUUCCAGGGUGCAGCCAUGGACACACUGAAACAAAUUCUCGUGCACGUCGACGAACUAAUUACGGUAACUAAGACACAUACCGGCCACUCGCCAGAAGGUAUACGAGCGACAAACGAGGCGGACCCAGCAACACCAUCUACCGAUCAGGUUUCUCUGGAAGAAGAGAGUGGGUCUAGAAGCUCCUCACGGCGCCGUAGUUCUGGCAGCGCAUCACCAAAACCAAGGCCCGCGGUCCCAAAGAAGAGUAGUCGUAUCAGUAAUAUGAAGAUUUAG